CAAACCCUCCUCAGAUUCUCUGAAAUCUAGGGCAAAGCAAGAAUUGUUAGGAAGUAGUUUCUCCUGUUGCAAAACAAUGAUACUGCUUUUGGAAAGCUGCAAGGGAGAGUGAGGGAGAAGUCCCUUUAAAUAAAAAAAAGUGAAAUACAGUAUUGUGCAUCUUGAAAUCUGAAACCAAGAAACAGAACUGCAGGGGAAACAAGGGGGAAAAGUCUUGCAAUUUCAGAGGACAAUUGCUACAAGUGGAGUUUAAGGAGCAAAAUAUAUGUAUAUACAUUUUAAAGCCAUUGAAAGACAUUUUUGGACAAGGCUAUGAAAUAAGGGAGCUUUGGAAGAAGAGAACUUUUUCCCCCCCUUUCUGGAUAUAAUGGCUGUUGCAAAGCAAAGAGCCUUGAGGUUCGGCUUCAGGUUUCUAUUCUUCGCAACGUUUGUGUUAGCCUGUGAUGGACAAGGUAGAAAUAAAGAGAAGGGAGGUCCUGCUUGUUAUGGAGGAUUUGAUUUGUACUUCAUUUUAGACAAAUCAGGAAGCGUCCUGCACCACUGGAAUGAAAUCUAUUUUUUCGUAGAACAUCUUGCCCACAAGUUCAUAAGCCCCCAGCUGAGGAUGUCAUUCAUUGUUUUCUCAACUAGAGGCUCAACUCUAAUGAGGUUAACUGAAGACAGGGAUCAGAUACGUCAAGGCCUAGAAGAGCUGCAGAAAGUUCUGCCGGGAGGCGACACUUACAUGCAUGAAGGAUUUGAAAGGGCAAGUGAACAGAUUUACUAUGAAAAUGUGCAAGGCUACAGAACUGCUAGUGUCAUCAUUGCACUGACGGAUGGCGAACUCCACGAAGACCUCUUCUUUUAUGCUGAGCGAGAGGCUAAUCGAUCUCGUGACCUGGGAGCCACCGUGUACUGUGUUGGGGUGAAAGAUUUCAAUGAAACACAGCUGGCUCGAAUCGCUGACAGCAAGGAUCACGUCUUCCCAGUGAAUGACGGCUUUGAAGCCCUGCAGGGGAUCAUAGAUUCUAUUUUGAAGAAAUCAUGUAUAGAGAUUCUUGCAGCGGAGCCUUCCAGUAUAUGUGCAGGAGAGUCGUUCCAAGUCGUGGUGAGAGGAAAUGGUUUCCGACAUGCCCGGAACGUCGAUCGAGUGCUCUGCAGCUUCAGGAUCAAUGAAACGGUUACUGUCAAUGAGAAACCUUUCGUAGUAGAAGAUACCUAUUUGCUCUGUCCAGCACCUGUAUUACGAGAAGUUGGCAUGGAAGCAGCUCUUCAAGUCAGCAUGAAUGACGGCCUCAGUUUCAUCUCAAGCUCUGUCAUCAUCUCUAGCACACACUGUUCUGAUGGGACCAUCUUGGCCAUUGCCUUGUUGAUCCUCUUCCUUCUCCUGAUGCUGGCUCUGCUCUGGUGGUUCUGGCCUCUCUGCUGCACUGUGAUUAUCAAGGAGCCCCCUCCACCCCCGGAAGAGGACAGUGAGGAAGAAGAUGACGAUGGCCUUCCUAAGAAGAAGUGGCCAACAGUCGAUGCUUCUUACUAUGGUGGGCGAGGUGUUGGUGGCAUUAAAAGGAUGGAGGUCCGCUGGGGAGAAAAGGGGUCCACGGAAGAAGGGGCUAAACUAGAGAAAGCCAAGAAUGCCAGAGUGAAGAUGCCAGAGCAAGAAUAUGAAUUCCCCGAACCCAGGAACCUGGGGAAUGGUAUGCGCAGGUCCUCUUCUCCCCAGAGGUGGUACACGCCAAUCAAGGGCAAGUUGGAUGCUCUCUGGGUCCUGUUGCGAAAAGGCUAUGAUCGUGUGUCUGUGAUGCGCCCACAGCCUGGAGACCAGGGCCGCUGUAUCAAUUUCACCCGAGUGAAGAAUGCUGAGGCACCGCCGAAAUACCCACUCAGCCAUGCACAUCCACCCUCCUCUCCACCCCCUGCCCCAAUCUACAACCCUCCACCCCCUGCCCCGAUCUAUACCCCACCUCCUCCCAGUUCUCCCACUCCUCCCACUCCAUCCCCAUCAUCCACUCUCCCUCCACUGCCCCCGCCUCCCCAGGCCCCGGCUCCCAACCGAGCCCCUCCUCCCUCCAGGCCCCCCCCUCGCCCUUCUGUCUAGGGGCUCAGCCUUGUCCCUCUCUCUUCCAGAAGCAUUCGGAGGGCUCUUUCAGCAGUACUGUAACAAACCUGUCUUGGGGGGGGAGGGGGGAAUAGGAAGUCUUUACAUUCUGAAAUGGGUGACAAUAGAACAAACCACUUAUUAGUCUUUUUAUCUAUUUAUAUAUAAUCCCACAAUGCACCAGUCUCACCAAACCAGCAAGGAGAGAAAAUCCAGGAGGCUGCAAAAAUGAGGCCACUGGAGAAACAUAAAUCACUAAUGUUCACUUCAGCUCUGCCAUCCUCCGUGAUCUACCACAGUUAUCCUGGAAGAAAUUGGAAAUAAGACUAGCUCUUAGAAAAUUCAGAGACUGCAGGGCAAUCCUCCACAGUGAAGGGCCCAGCGGAAAGCUUCCUACAGACAAUGUGGACAACACAAUGGGCUACUUUGCCAUGACUGCAUGAGUUCUCUUCUUGUUGCAGUGCUUCAGAUUAAUAUAGAGAGCUGAUUAUUUCUCACAUGCCUGCAAACAGCAGGAUAAGAUAAUGAAGAGUGUUAGAUCUUGGAUUUUAAUCUGAAAAAAAAAAAAGCAGCCAUCCCAAUGGACUUUGUUCUGGAGAAUGAACGGGGCCAUCAUCCUUUAGUUUCCAGGAGGGUGUUGGAGUAGGUGUCUGGUGUAUGGAUUUGUGUAUGUUGUUAUGUGGAAGUGUGGGUGAAUGAGGCUGAAGUACUACUAGAAAAAUGAAUUAUAUAUAAAAGAAAAAGAAAACCCACAGGAGGGCUCCAACCCCACACCUGAAGAAGAGUUAAUGAAAGAUCAGCCUUCCAUGUUCUCAUCAGGGCUGUAGGGGUCCGGAGACCACUGAACAAAGGAGCCUGUGGAAGAGAAGGUUGAAAGAAGAGUCGAUACACUACGCUUAGCUAACGGUGCCUGUCUGAUGAGUGCAGCAGAGUAAUUCAGUGACCGUUUCCAUUUUAAAAUGAAGGUUUCUGAAACAGCUGACCUGAGAAUGAGUGGUUGGUUCUAUUCAGUUUUUUUUAAAAAAACUGCAAUCCCCUUAGGCUUCUUAAAUCCUGUAAUGGUCAUCAGUUUCACAGAAUCUCACCGCUGCCUCUUUUGUUUGUAAAUUGCCCCCUUCUGCCUUACCAACUUCUCUGCUUUGAUUUUUGUUUUCCUUUCUUUAAUAAGCACUGAAUGUCUCCCACACACUUUGUCAAAGGGACACAGUGUGGCUACACCUUUCUCUUGUCACUUCCAUUAUCAGUUGUUGGCCAAGGCGAAGUUAUGCACAAAGUUGCCUGAGAUGGGAAUCAGUCUUCCAAGAAAUGCACUGGCUGCAUUUCUCCAUGUUUUCUUCUUUUUAUUUUUUUCCCAGUGGGACUCUCCCCUCAUAGUUUACAAUACUGCAUAUGUACACAUUUUAACCUAUAGUAAACUUCCUGAGCACCUGCCUUUGUAACACAGUGCUGAAAUAGACAAGAUCAAGAUUAAAGUCAAACCUCUGCCUUCCUAGUUUACUUUUAUGAUCAGCUCCCAUGACAUGAAUAUCUCUCUGGAAAUUGCCGCAUCAUAAAGACAAAUCAUCUUUGUAGCUACAAUUCUGUGAAUAUCGAAGGGUUUUCAUACUCAUAAAGCAGGUGGUUUCAACCCCAGAUACGCUUUGCCAAGUAGUUACUCCAGUGUUGUUGGAAAUACUGCUUUCCUAGGGGAAAAGGCUAUUCAAGAAAGAGGAACAGAGCAGAUAUAAAGAUAAAGACCCAGUCAAGGAACGAACUGCGAUAUCUUUUGUCAGGGACCUUUAUAAACAGUCCCUUUCUAUCAGGCUCAGAUUCAGCCCAGUUGGCACUCACCAACCCUUUGGUCAAUGUGUCUUAUGUCAUAUGGAACAAAUGACUUUAUACAGGGAUCACAAUGGCUCUGAGGUCUGCAGCCAUGUGCGGGCUGUUCUGUGAAAGGGCCGAUGUAGCCACCAUCACAACUGUUUGGUCUGCAGGCAGCACAGAGCAGUCCCCACUUUUGACAUUCACUGGGUUAGACGCUACUCAGACUGUAGCAGGUACUGGCCACAGUCGGUUCAACUAGAUGACAUUAGGAUUGUCAAGUGGGACUGGAAAUCUUGGAAAGCCCUUCAAAGGUUUCAUUGGACUUCCCCUUGAGAUGGAUGCCAUCUAGUUAAAUAGCUGAAGAUGGAAAGUGUAAUAACUGGGAAUAGUGUAAUAACGUCCUGAGGGAUUAAUAGGUAUUUCUCUUAAUAGAUCCUCAAAGGUACAAAAAAGUUUGGAAAGAAAAUUAUUUUUUAACCAAUGACAUUAAGAAUAUCUUUUUUUAGUGUCAACCAGUAAAUCAGAACAACUGCUGGGAAAAAAUAAAUUAGUUUACUACUCUAAGACAAAAGUAGUGUUUGCGGAUUCCUAUAAAAACUUCUUUACCACAAUUUAAGAGGGAAAAAAAAACAAAAAACAAACUUAAACAGAGUAACAGAAAAGCUCAAUCAGGCCAGAAAAAAAAUAAUUUUAAUGUAUCCCUAUACUACAAGCCUUCUCAUGAGUAAAAACAAACUCCAAAUUGUCGUUGUAUAUAUUGUUAUUGCAUGCUUACCAUAUGUUAGAUGGAAGCAUUUCCUAUCCAGUGUGGAUAAAAGAACAUUUUUCAAGUUGUAGUAAAUUAUUAUAAAGCCAAUGAUAUUUCAUGGCAUGUUAUUGUAUCAAGCUGUGCUUGUUGUAUUUUUGUUCUUUAUGUUUGUACUGCUUUUUAUAAAUGUAUAAAUAUUUCCUGUAGUGACGAGUACCUGCUUUACAUAGCAUUAAUUGAACUACAAGUACUAUGGGCUAUAUAUGACCCUCAAUCCAUUGAAUGGGAGUUAUGCGCAUGGAUCUAGGGUAGCGUAUAGCCAUACUGCAGUGGGUGUGUGUAGAAACACCUAGUGAUAAGCAAAUGCCUAUUUUUUAUUAACUGAACAGAGAAUCAUUAACUGGUCAUUGACCAGUUAUUUACUAGACAUUGAACAUGCAGGUUAUUAACUGGACAUAGAAUCAGAGUGCCCACGGGUAAUCUAAGUUACUUGUUUUCAGUAGACCCUGACCAUGUAAAAUGUACUCAGCAAAACCAGAGCAGAUGUUGGCUAGCAGAAUUUACCUCCAGUGUUGUAUUUAAAAUCAACCUAUGGGUGCACAAUUAUGCAGGUUUGGAGCCUGGUGCCACUGAAGUCAAUGGCAGUUCUGCAAUUGACUUCAACAGGCACAGGACUACAGCCACAUUUUCUGGGGCUGCAGUAGAUUCAUGUACUAAAUCGAAAGGAACAUGGCACAAACACCGACCUUUGUGCAUGUAUGCAGAGGACCAUUUGUGUGUUCUGAAGAGGCUUUCAGCAGGUGCAAAACAUCUAGGUGCAUGCUUCUUUGCAGACGUUGCUCCUCCAUAUGUGUGGCCCUAAAUUUCCAAAGAGAUGGUCCUAAAGCUCUGAAAUGAAUUUUCCCAAAGGGGAGAAGAUUUAUGAUAUCAGAUGGGUCUUUAAUCUGUAGCAACCUGCAUAAAAUUUGGAGGCAGGAGCACUGAUUGCAGGAGGGAAGCAUUCAGAGAAGGCUUCAGGAAGUCAGCCUGUGUGCACAUGACUGGAAUGCUAGCUGCAGUUUCAGCAUCUCUGUAAAUAGUUCUCUUAAUAAAGGGCCAGUUUAGGUUUACAAACAUAGAUUCCUUUCAUGUAUUAGCCAGCAUGUGGUACACAAAACAUAAUCUAGCAGACAAAAGUGUAACAAAAUCCAAUGGCAGGAAACUGAGGCCAGACAAAUUCAGACUAGAUAUAAGGCACACAUUUUUAACAGUGAGGGUAAUUAACCAUUAGAACAGUUUACUUAGGCAUAUGAUGGAUUGUUCAUCUCUAGAAGAUGGGAUGUCUUUCCUAAAGUUAUGCCUUAGCUCAGCCAGAAAUAAUGGACUUGAUGCAGAAGAGACCAAGUGAAAUUCUGUUGCCUGUUUUAGGCAGAAGGUCAGACUAGAUGAUUGGAAAGGUCCCCUUCUAACCUUAGAACCUGUGAAUUUAUGAAAGAUCAGGUCCUAGGGAACCAGGCGGGUAGCUGCACUCAUGUCUAAAUUUCAUUGUAUUGCAUUAAUAUGAAGAGAGAAAAGGAAAUAACUAAGAUGCAGCAGGUGGAGAGAUUGGGGAGAGGGAAGGGAGUAAAGGCACCUUUGCCAAAGCUAGAAUCUGAAUGGAAAUUAAGACCAAAAGGACAUAUCUUCAGCUGAGUGGGACUAUGCUGAUUGACAUCAGCUGAGACUUGGGCCCCAAACUUGGGCCUAAAGUUAGGCUCCUACAUUUAUAUUUGGGCACCUCAGCAAAAGCGAGCUGAGUUUCCAAGAUGCUGAGCCCCCAGCAAUCUCACUAAAAUCAAGGGGAGUCACAAGUGCAGGGCACUUUUGAAAAUAAAAUCGGACUCCUUUUGUUGAGGUGCCUAAAUAUGGAGUUAGGGGCCAACAGAGAAAGAUGGCUGGAAGGGGAAGCUGGAGAAAUUCAGACAAUAAGGUGGGAAUUCAUAAUGAUAAAAGUAAUUAACAGGGAGGGUAAUUAACCAGCGGAACAAUUGACCCAAGAUUAAGGUGGAUUCUCCAUCAUUGGCCAUUUUAAA
Messenger RNA from Chelonoidis abingdonii (Abingdon island giant tortoise), 6676 nucleotides. RefSeq names its product ANTXR cell adhesion molecule 1 (gene ANTXR1). Gene Ontology annotation, molecular function: transmembrane signaling receptor activity. NCBI's taxonomy places the organism in Eukaryota, Metazoa, Chordata, Testudines, Testudinidae. Gene Ontology annotation, cellular component: plasma membrane; cell surface. The record is from RefSeq and is a predicted model, not a curated record.